AUGGAAACCGACCAUGCCCCGUCUGCCGAAGUGCCUCUCAUUCCUCUGGAUCCCCAAUGCGGAAUAUGCAACGAGAAAAUCGAUAAAGAGGUCGUCGUUACUGCUUUGAUAGGCAAACGUGAGCAUAUGACCUACCUUGGCCGUACCAUCAAGUUCCCCUUUCCGCUUUACGGCACUUAUAUACCUUCACCAGACGGCAUAGAUGCAUACCUCAACCGCAAGGCGCAAUCCUGCCCGCUUCCCCCGCGCCUGGCAUGCGAACGACUAUGGAAGGUGGCCAUUGCUAAACGCCCGUGGCCUCUCGGUUACCAAGACCUGCCAGCCUUCUCCCUUACCGGCGCGUAUCAUAUCCUUUGCUCAGAAGCAGUCAAAAAGGUUGCUUCAAUAUACAACAUUCUCCAGUUGACCACCUUCCCGACGGAACUGGUCGAGCGGAUUCGGUCAUACUCUUCAGGAGAACCCAUUUUCUGGAGGGCUGUCACGGCCUUGACAGUGGCUUUGUCUCUCUCCAUCUUCCCGACCAUUGAUGAACAACGCGUUGAACUAACCAAGUUAUGCCAUUGGGAAAGAGGGGGCACAAUACAAACUUCAGGUUCCGAAGGCCGCACCACCGAUGUCCUCCGCAUCACCUUCGAUAUAGAUGGAGUCCGCAAGAUUGAACGGUUUCCACGAUGGCCCACCUGCGAAAAGCAACCAAGGACAGAUGGAAGAUUUUCUUGGGUUGUAUUGGAAAUUGACGGCAACGAAAUCCGUGACAAAACGGCCUAUUGCCAAGACGGUCUCCUUCGAUUCAGCUUUGAUGACAACGGCCGUGCAUAUGUUCACGAGGAUUUACCCCUGAUCUGGGACACGCCUACACCUCCAAACCUAGAUAGCAUUGAGUACGUCGCGGACAAAUUCCUUUUUCCGAUUGCAGGGGGGCAUGGCGGCUCCUUUGCGGCGGGGCACUUGAUCAACCUCGACUCUAUAUCCGGCCUUACCUUCGUGUACGAGGGCAAAAUGCUCAUGGCAAUCCAUUCGCACUGUGGCGACGAGAUUAACAACUUCGGCAUUCCUGUCGGGUCCCGCAACAGUCAACAACAAGCCUGCUUCUUCCUUCCAGUCACUGAAAAUGACAAUAUUAUGGCCAUUGGUAUAGGAAACUUCCCAAGAGCGUUCGUAGUAGUUGUCAAGAAGCGCCUGUCUGGGCUUACUGUUAUUGGCUUGCCAUGCCCCAAUACCCUUACACCUCAGGAAUACUCGGAAAUGGUAUAUGAUGAUACAAGAUGGGAGUUUCUACAAGGACCCACACUGGACGACGAACAAUAUUUCCGGUCUUAUUUUUUCCAAUGGGGCGCGAAAGAGCCUCAGGCACUGCUAUAUGGUUUCUCCGGUAAGGAAAACAAGCUAGACUUGUUGGGAGGCUAUCGCUACGAUCCAUCUGAGAACUGGGUCGAUGGGGAAGAGGCGUUUAUGGAGCCGACGAUUCCGCAUCGCUGGCCCCCAACUAAUCUCAGUAGGGACAACCAGGAAGACCUCCUCUUCUAUACCUUUGCGCCUCUCUUGGGGGUUUCCGCUGUCCAGAUGUUUUACAGUAGGAGAUUCGUCCCCCGUGGAGGAGAGCCUUUUUGCUCAGGUAUCAUCUUCCACUACGAGGACGGAGGCUCAAAGGUGGUUGGGGAGGUUCGACUUAUCACGGACCGAGCUAGUAUUGCGGGUGAAACGAUUAUUAAUCCUAAGCAGAUAUGUUUGGAGGGUCCGGAACGUCAAACUCCCACCAGCCAGAGGAUUCACUUCUUGACGGAGACCGACAUCGAGAAAGGCGUACACCCCGUCAAGCCAUGUCCCUUCGGGAUUAAAUGUACUCGUUUUCCGCUAGUCCACGAAAGUAUUUGCUACCCUAUGGAAGGCACGAUUGACUGGUGGUUUACUGCGAGCGAAAGGAUGCUGGUGGAGAUACGGAAGCCCGAGCAGGUAGAUGUCCUGGAGGGAGAGUUAUCGGAACUGGGCACUGAUACCUACUGA
This is a messenger RNA of Sordaria macrospora k-hell, 2004 nucleotides long. RefSeq lists its product as uncharacterized. Lineage: Eukaryota; Fungi; Ascomycota; Sordariomycetes; Sordariales; Sordariaceae. The record is from RefSeq and is a predicted model, not a curated record.